GCCAGCCCAGCCCAGCCCAGCCCAGCCCAGGGGUGUCGAGGGGGCGCCUGGCCGAGCCCCCGCCCCGUCGGCUUGCUGCGGCUGCGCGGGGCUGGGCUGGGCUGGGCCGGGCCGGGCCGGGCCGGGCCGGGCCGGGCCUGGAGGUCGCCCGGCAGGAGGAAGUGGAGGCCGCGGCUGAGCGUUCCCCGCGCGGGAGCGGAGGUCCCAGCGGCAGUGGCAGCGGCCGCGCCGGCCGUGGCGCAGCCCCGCGGUAUCGGCAGGCAGGCGCGGCGGGAGGUCGCCGCCGGCGGUCCCGCCGUGCUAUGCCGUGUGGUGAGCGCUCCCUUCUCCGGGAAAGCGUAGCGCGCCGGAAGGGUUGCAGCAGGCUCUGAUUUAGCCGUGAAAGUUUUCCAGCCUGAGCACGUGAGAACUUGGGUCGUAAGAGGUUAUUUACCCAUAUUGUGGGCGAGAAAGAAACGCAGCCAUGCCGUGCUUAUUUCGGCCUCCCUUCAAGCGGCCUAUGGUGCUGUUCUGCCUUUCCUUUAAGGUUUGAUGCCGUUAUGGUUUGUGUCUGUUUCUCUUCUUCAAGACAGGAAUGAAGAGAAAUUACUGGAGAGGUAAAGAAAAGCAUAGAUGGAGCAAUCACAAGCAAAGUGACCAUCACCAUCAGUAUAGGAGAACCAAUCACAAUAACUAUGCUGGAAGACCUGAACAGGAGGAGACACAGCCCCCUGUGAAUGCAGGCCCCAGCAACAGUGAAAAUUCUUCUUCCAGUUUAACACAGAACUCUGUAGCACCAGAACUGCCAGGAUUUUACUAUGACUCAGAAAAGAACCGCUAUUUUCGUCUACUGCCUGGGCAUAAUAACUGCAACCCACUCACCAAGGAGAGCAUUCAGUACAAGGCGAUGGAAUGUAAAAGACUGAGACUCUUAGAAGAGGAAGAAAAACAAAAGAAGAAAACAGCAAGGGCUGGACUGAACUCAUCUAUGCUGUUACAUAAAAGGCAGCUAGGUUUGCUCAGCUCCACAAGUUAUUGCAGACUAGUCCAUGAAUUAAAAGUAAGCUGCAUGCAGAGGAGGAAGAUAGAAAUUCACAGUCCAGAUUCCUCAGUCGCUGGAACCAACAAUUUUAAAAUAAUUGUGGCAGAUGUUGCUUGUGAGCGGAUAUUCACUGUGAAUGAUGUAGAACAUGGAGGGUGUAAAUACGGUAUCAUCAAUCUCAGUGGUUUGGGGAAGGAGUCUCUUACUGUGGAGAUGUAUGACAACCUCUACUUCACAAACCGCAAGGUGAAUUCUGUGUGCUGGGCAUCAUUGACUCAUCCAGAUUCUCAUGUUUUGCUGUGUCUCAUGGGAAUUGCAGAAACACCAGGCUGUGCCAGUCUGCUUCCAGCGUCGUUGUUCAGCAACUCUAACCCAGGAGAUGGACCUGGAAUGUUGUGCAGCUUUAAAAUAUCCACUGCCUGGUCCUGUGCUUGGUGCCUGAAUCCCCAAGCAGACAACUGCUUCAGCACAGGCCUGACACGACGAGUUCUUGUGACCAAUGUAGUGACAGGGCAUCGACAGACAUUUGGAACCAGUAGUGAUGUCUUAGCACAACAGUUUGCCACACAGACACCAGUGCUGUACAAUGGCUGCCGUUCAGGUGAGAUUUUCAGCAUUGAUGUGCGUCAACGCAACAGAAAGGGCCAGAGCUGGAAGGCAAUUCGUCUCUUCCAUGACUCAGCAGUUACAUCUAUUCGCCUUCUCCAAGCUGAACAUUAUCUUAUAGCAGCAGAUAUGGCUGGAAAGAUAAAACUGUGGGACCUGAGAACAGCAAAAUGUGUGAAACAGUACAAAGGCCAUCACAAUGAAUAUGCUGUUCUCCCUUUGCAUGUAAAUGAGGAGGAAGGACUUCUGACAGCAGUUGGCCAGGAUUGCUACACUAGAAUCUGGAGUCUCCAAGAUGCCCAUCUGCUCAGAACCAUCCCUUCUCCCCACCCAUCGUCCAAAGAUGCCAUUCCCAGUGUGGUGUUUUCCUCAAGACUUGGGGGUAGCCAAGGAGUUCCUGGCUUGCUCAUGGCUGUCAAACAGGAUCUCUACCACUUCUCCUAUAACUGACACAGUUGAUAUUCUCCACAUACCUGGGAUACAAAGCCAGCAUCCUAUAGGUGACUUCAAAAUUGUUAAACAAAUCACUGUGCCAUUGAGUCAAUGUGUGCUGUUCUUGCAUCUGCUUUAGCCAUGAGAUUCUGAACCUCCUUCAGCAGGUUCAUCAAGUCUUGCUCUAUACAUCUCAGACAUCUUAUAAAUAAAAGCAGAAUGCUGAUUAAUUUCUCAAGCAGAAUUCAGCCUCUCUGACAUCUAGUUGUAAGCUUUGAAAAGCUGAUAACUUGCAGUAUGGGGCUGACUCUCAUACUAGCUGGACUUGCUGUCAAAAGGCUGCUCUAAUCCAACCCUAGUUUGAUCAGGUAUGUGACAGCUGUGGUUACCUCUACAUUAGCAAGUAGACUGGUGCCACAGCAUGGAUUAGCAGAACAAAGCAGUUAGUGCUGAGAAGCUGACAGUAUAGGUGUUCUGGGGUUUUAUUUGGACUUGCUCUGAUCUGGGUCCCUGAAGCAGCUGUCUCCACUACUUACCUGGCUGGAAGCAGUGCAAGGGAAAGCUAUUUUCCUAGCCUUUGCUGGUAGCCCUCUGGGAGGGGCCAUGCUAAACUUUGAUGGUAGCAUGCCACUGCCCUGCUACCAUUUCCUCUAAAAGGCAUCACGUAUAGAACAAAGCCCCAUUCCUAGUUCAGUACCUGGGUUGAAUGUCCCAAUUAACUCAUCGUAGUGCUUCCUAACCAAGUCCCUACCUGAUUUGGAGUUUAGUCAUCAGCCACAUAGUAGUCCAGAAGGGCAGGCUUAUUCAUGCAGCUGUAGCCAGUUCUCUGGGAGCAAGAGUCAAGCGCUGUCUGGAGAGACUGUCUUUCUUUGGAUGAGAUCACUUGCUGUGGAUUCAGGGCUUUUGAAAACAGAGGUACAACCAAGGCUUUUAGCUGCAAAGUUGUGGUACCAGCUCACAGUACCUGGGUGGCAUUUUGGGAGCCAAUACCUGUAUUUCAGAGUGCUUGUCAUCCAGUGGAGUCUCAUUACCCUCAGCACCUGCCUAUCAGUGGUGGCCUUGCCCAACCCAAACUGGCUAUCCUGUAGAUACUAUACAGAGGAAGUAUAGACAAGAUCAUGGAGCCCCAGAUAUUGAAGGCUUUCAGUGAGGGCUGCUGCUAGCUGGGGCUGUUGAUAGGCUUUGCAACCUAGUCCAGCACAGCCAGUGCCUGGCCCAAGGCAGGCAGUGAUUGCGUUAGCCAUGAGGGCUGCCACUUUGUCCAGCAGAAAAUGCCACAGUCUUCCUGAUGAGCAGUACAGCAAGGUUGCAAUUAAGAGGGAGAAUGUAUUGAGUUGGCUCAGGGAGAUGGCAGUGUCUGAGAGACAGGCUGGGUGUCUAUAUUCCCAGUGCUUCUGAAAUCACGUAGAUGCUGCAUGUGGGUGAGCCUUUAUCACAGCAGAAACAACAAAGAUGAGUUUCCCCAGUGGCUAGAGGUGCAGCCUUCAGCACAGUUGGAGUACCUAGGAUGCUCUGUUUCUUUAUUCCAGAGGGGUGUUUUGGUGCUGGGCAUCAGGGGAGGAGGGGGCUUGCAAUUCCAUUUCAAAGCUUUUGUACUUCAGUAAAUUACAGUCCAGGAAUAAAAAAAGAAACAGUGCUAAUACUCCUCUCAUGUCUGUACACCCUCUCUCUGUUUCAUCCCCCACUAGCAUUCACUUCACCAUGUCUUUUGAGCAUCUAUAACUACUUUGCUCUCCAAGGCUCUUCGUGACUUUGCUGCUUGUUGCCCUGCACCUGGGGAUCCUAGAAGCCCUUGCAGACUUAGGGCUAAGUGGCCUGCUAAAAGAGGUUGUGGAAGGCAUCAGACAAGCAGCUGUUUUUCAGUGAAAGGUGUGUGGGGGGGGGGGGUCUGCUCAGUCUCCAUGUAUAAGCAGAGGCAGGGAAUAGUGGUAACCAUAGGUAAUUGAUUGUAAGAGUGAUAAGCUGUAGUUCUGUCACAACCCAAAGGAUUAAGCCUUAAGGGCUGAAGGAUGCUCUGUUGGAUAAUUAGCCCCCCCCCACCACCACCACCACCACCUUGUAGGGUGCCAAGCAAUCCUGUUCCUGCCCUCAAAGGAAACCUUCACCACCCCUAGCCCAGGUGUGCAGCCUACUCAUCCCUUCACAUCCCCACUAGUGGCUGGAGCUUAUUAAGCACACUUCAGGAGUGUGUCAUCCAGCUUGGCUUCCUCCAAAAGGAAUCCAGUUCAUGCCCCACAUGUGCUCUGUAUUGUGAGUUGAAUACACAGAUUCCCUUCACAAGUGCAAUGCCAACCUGGGCACAAGUGUGUGGGGGGGAGGGGGGGAGUGUCUUAUUUUUCCAAGGCGCUCUCCCAUUUCCUUUCAUUUUUCAAGCAACCUUGGAUGAGGGGGAAUUACUCAAAUACAAGCAGGCACCAGCCAGGGUCAGUCCUGCUAGGAUAAAGAAUCCUCCCUGUCUUGCAGGGUUCCACAUUCAUUUCUCCUGUCCUCUCACCAUCUUCAGGCCUAAGGAAUAUGCCAUUCUGGGAAACACUCUUCUUUCCAGCACUUCUAUUGAUCCCCACACUCCAAUGUUACAUGUGGUUAUCAUCUCUUUUAUCCAUUAAUCCAUACAAAAGACAAAAAACUAUAGCAGGAAAAUUCUCAUCAUGGGAGCAGUGCAACAGUAUAGUGUGAAUAUAUUCUACAUGAAAUAAGUGAGUUGUAAGAGUCAUCUCUAUAUGAGAUGAAUCUCAGCAAAUAUUCAAAACACUCUUUCCUGUUGUCAUGUACUUCAAACUCCCCAGAUCUAUCUUAUAUCCUAUUAAUAGGCAACUUUUUUUUUCCCCCAUAGGCAAACUGAGCUGUGAAUUCCUUAUGAGUAGCUGCUUCCCAGAUACAUCUGGCUUUAGUAUCAGUACAGAGCCUCCUUUCUCACACACAGUGUAGCAGAUGCUGCUCAGAGCAUACCCUGCUGCCCCUUCUUUCUAAAAAAACUGUUUAUAGAGCUUUCCUGUCUUCUUCAGAUGGUAAGUCCAGCCUCACUCACACAGACUUGCAGGCUCUUUCCUUUCCCCAUACUACCCCAGAUAAUCAAGAGUUCAGUCUGGCUAACGCGGUCACCGAUUCCCAGCUUGCCUUUCUUUCCAAUUUAAGAAAACACGCUGCAGUUUGUGUUGGUUAGUUCUGUUUGUUUGGGAAAUUUUCUGUUGCAUGCACAGCGAUUAAUACAUGCAGUACAACUUUCAAAAGUUUAUGUAUUGACUUAGUUAAUAAUGCAUACUGCAGCUAGGCAUCCGUUCAGGAAAUAGGUAACUAACACCAUCCCACUGCAAUCUCCUAAUGUUACUUCUGAUAAUCAGCUCAGAGUUUACAUCUUCACAUUGGAGGGCUUUACAUCAGUAUUCUUGCUAUUAAAUGUGUGGUUCAAAUGCUUGCUGGCAGCAAACCACAAGGAUCGUGAACUCGCUUGAAUCAAAAUUAAUUCAAGAAUCUAAAUUAGCAUUUAAAUUCUCUUCACUGCUCUUAACUCCAGUCAUGCCUGUUCUGUGAGAAUAAGACCCUGCAACAAUUAUGCCCAGUUGCUGUGGGAAACACAAACUAGGAGCUGUGGCAGAAAGGCAUCUUACAUAACUAAAGACUAAACUAAAUAAACUGAAGUUUAUUUCCCUUAGUCUCCCUUUAGGCAAAGCCCAUUAAAUGAAAGAAACUCAUUUGCUUUCUACUGGUUCCAGGAGCCAAAGACAUACACGUCCCUGCAAACCCAUUCACCCAACCAGGGCUUUUGCAGGAGCAAGGAGAGGGGAAGCAGGGUAAAAGAGAGACAGUUUGGUGUCAGUGACAAACACCUAGCAGUUUGCAGACAGUAGCUGUCCUCAUGCACCAGUGGCUAGGAACCAAAGACAACUAAAAAGAAAAAGACUGCAAUGCUCACCUUCCUGCUCCAGUGUCAAAAUACCCUACUCCUUUCCCUCAGCCUCCUAGCAAGGACUGAGUCUAGUAGGAAAUUCCAGAAAGGCCUAAGGGCACCGCAAGUUAGUGAGGCUGGGGCACCCCUCAUUCAGCAGGCACCACUUGUUUGGUCCUCUCCGCUCACUGGAGAGAGGAAAGCUGAGUGGACCACCAGGCGCUCUUCACUGAGCAGACUUUACUGACAGGCUGUACAGAACAAAACUUCUGGUUUGCAGAUCUCUGAGCACUAAGCUCCUUUGUGCUUUUUCCACUGUUGAUCACAGCUAUGAAGAGCUCUUGCUGGAGAUGUGCUACAUUCUUUUUAAGGAGAAAAAAACCUGCUUCUCUCUCCUGCUUCAGUAGCUCAAAAGGAGCUACUGAAGAAUACUAGUGUCCUGCACUAGUUACUAUUUCUUCAUAUAUCCUAGCUAUCUGUGUUCAUCCAAACACUGUUUCAUAUCUUACACUUAGAUGAAUAGCUCAGCACCAAGCAACAGUGAGAUUCCAGCAGGGUUCCUACAGUGCAAUGUGCAAGGCCUAGGAAAUCAAGGCCAUGGGAAGUUUGCAACCUCCCCCCAGUCAAAGUAGAGAUUAUUAUUGACUCUUUUCUGUAGUCAAGCUAACCUUCAGUGUACAGCACUUGACUGCUGCCUCCUCUUCUUGUGGAAGAGGUUAUUCUAUUACUCUCUCUCUCUCUCCCCAGUUAAAGCAGCACUGGCCCCAGCUGCUCUGCCCCUCCCUGGUGAAGGAGCAGCAACAUUUUCCUUGCUCCCUGCUUCCAAAGAAAGAACAGAGACUUUGCUCUAGCGGGAGUCUUUCCCAGGGUGUAAGAGAUUAGAGCAUGGCAAGGAAGUCCAGUUCCUCAAACAGCAGAUAAAGGACCAUUGGGAAUCCAAGGAACAGCCUGCCAUGGCAUGCUGUCCUGUCCAUUGCAAGAAAAGCCCCCAUGUACUUCAAUAAAUGAUAAAAACUUGCGAACAGCCAGUUCCUCCCAUCAGUAUGUUACAGACGCCAUAGAGUCUCACCCUUGUUACGUUCAAUCCUAUUAUUAGCCAUCUCUCUCCACCCUAACUAAAAAGUCUCUUUCCCCAUAAAGCCAUUUAGGUCACAUAAGGAACUUAAAACCAGUUUAGGUUUCAAGCAGUUAUGUUUAAGUGUCUAAAGGGGAGAGGGGAAUUGUUUUGGGGUUGGGAGGGGUCAUUUCUUUCUGUUGACUCUGAUUUACUGCAAGACAUGGCUGCAUGGUCAUUCUUCCCUGAAGAAUACUGAAACUAAAACAGUUUAAAAAAUGAUUUUACUAGUCACAAUUUCACUCUGGCAUUUUUACAUUUUGAGCUUAAUUAUCUAGCGCUGUUAGGUCACCAUUAGAUAUUUGUUACAAGAAAGUGGGAAUUUAAACCCAAAUAUGGUCAUACUUUCUAACUGUCCCAUUGCAGUAGCUUCUUUCAGAAAAGCUGUAAUUUGACAAUGGACAGUUCAGCUUUGGACCCCAAAUCUUCAGUAGCUGGAGCAAAGUGACUGCUUGUACACAAUGAGCUGAAUCUAGCAGUCGGUAUCAACCCAAAGUACUUCCUAGACAGGGGUAUUGGGGGGAGGGGAGGGAGCUGUUUGAAGGAGAGUUAACCAGAGAGUUCAAAGCACUUUACAAACUAGCUUUACAUUUCAAAAUGGAAACCAAGUCAUAAAGCAGAUGAGUAAUUUUAAGUAAGGUCGGAAAAUAUAAUCAAGGUCACUUGCCUUUUCUUGUUCAAACAACGUCUUUCCUAUCUGCAGUUCUAUUAAUAUCACUACAAGCUGUGAAGCAUUCUGGUGCUUUCCUGACAAGUCAUCAUCUAUACAUUAUAUGUACACUACUGUUUCUCUGUGCCUAUUCCCCCCCCCCCCAAAAAAAAAAUCUAAAGUUGAUGUAAAACUGCCUUUCAAGUAGAACAAGAAAGAUUUAACCAGCACUUGAAAAUGUCAGAAAUCAGUCAGCUUCAAAAUCUCCAAAUGGUCAGUCUUGGCAUUAAAAUUUCUGUAAUGCUGCAAUCAAAAUAUUCCCUACAUUAGAGAGCUUUUUUUUUUUUUUUAAAUACCUUGUACUCAUGUUGCUUUUUAUAUGUUUGUUAGAGUUAUAUCCAAUAAAAAUGAAGUUAAAAAGCUGAA
Molecule: messenger RNA, 8134 nt
Organism: Dromaius novaehollandiae (emu)
Lineage: Eukaryota; Metazoa; Chordata; Aves; Casuariiformes; Dromaiidae
Gene: DCAF4
Product: DDB1 and CUL4 associated factor 4
Exons: 14
Coding region: 575-2077 (500 amino acids)
Cellular component (GO): Cul4-RING E3 ubiquitin ligase complex
Molecular function (GO): protein binding
Source: RefSeq, a predicted model, not a curated record